AUGUUUCGUGCAUUGAUUAAACUUCAUAUUCAUUUAAAAAUUGAAGUUACAUUUGAAUAUUUAGGUCAAUUUGAAUGUGUUAAAUCGAAAUGGGGUUUGGCAUUAGCAGCAACUGUACAAAUUGUUGUUUCUCUAUUGAUUUCCUUAGCAUUAUCCUCAUUGUUUUAUAUGACGCCGCGUCUUGAUGGCGGCGAAGUCUUUCCCUACUUGGUCAUUUUCAUUGGAUUAGAAAAUUUAGUUGUGUUAACUCGAGCAGUAACAUCGUCGCAAGCUCAAAAACAGUAUGAUGACGUUCGAGAACGUGUUGCUCAUGCCCUUCGUGCUGAAUCAUGGACAAUAUCGAAACAUUUAGUUUAUGAAUUGGUUAUUGUCAUGUUCGGCUUCAUAACUUAUGUUCCGACGGUCCGAGAAUUUUGUCAAUUAGCAUUGAUUGGAAUAUUGAUCGAUUUUCUAAUGCAAAUUAAUUUCUGGUUAGCUGUUCUAAGUAUCGACAUUCGAAGAUUUACGGUUGGCGUACGAAAGAAAAUGAAUCGAAAUUCAGAAGAGAAGAAAGAAGAAAUUAAGUUAUCGUUGCCAAUGAAAAUGCCACAUUUACCUCACCGAAGACAACUACAGCAACAAUCUCAAUGGGCUCGUUAUCGUUUAUUACAACGUGGGAGUAUGUUUCUUGUCCUUGUGUGGGUAAUCCUGAUUUUCUACAAGUCAUGUCUAAUUGUUGAUUUACUACAUAAAAAUGUACAAAUUAACCGUGAAGAAAUUAAAGACUAUGUUCCAGAAAAAAUGCUCAAAGAACAUUAUGGUUCAUCAUCAUACGAUUCACAAAGCAUAUUUGAAGAUCAAUUAAUGAGCAACUUGUCUUUACCGAAUUAUGAAUGGCACACAAUUUUAUCCUAUGAUCAUUGGCCGACAUUGUUCUCGUUUUAUAAUAUUUCGUAUGACAAUCGAUAUUUAACGAUUAUGCCAUCACUCUACUUACCAGUUAUAUCGUCCGAAGAUCAACAAUUGGAUUUCACAAGCAAAGCUUCCUAUCGAAAAACAUCACAUCGGCCUUUACUUGAUGCAACAAUAACCAGUUCAAGUAGUUCAUUAAUUGAUGGCCGAUUUUCAACAGCACUUUGGGAACUUCUUUUUAUUGUAUUAUUUGGCUUCGCAUUAUUCAGUAUCGUUUAUUUUUUCUUUUUUUCUUCGACAUUUUCAUCGAUUUCAUCUCAUCAUCGAUCAAUAUCUUACGUGAAAAGCGAUCAUUCAAUCGUUCCAACAAUCUUAACACCCUCUUCAUCAACAGCUCUUGUCGAAUCAAUAUGCGUCCAAGAGAAUGGUUCGAUUGUUUCUGUCGCUUAUUCCAAUGGAUCGAUUUGUAUGUGGAAUCCUCAAACAGGUGGAAUUUUAUAUCAACAGCAAAGAUAUUCUGACAAGACAAUUAACCAUAUUUGGUGUUCAUUAAUGAUCGACGAACAUCGAAGUUUAUUCGGUUGUUCCGAUGGACAAAUUGAACUUUAUCCAAGCAAUAAUUUACCGAAAAACACCUUUUUUUAUCAUCACGAACUUGGCGGAAUAACACAUCUUGUUCGCGCAUCAUCAACGAUCAUCGUAGCUGCAACACGUCGUGGCUAUCUGAUCGCAUUUGAAUAUAUCAACGGUUUAGUUAAAGAACUUUAUAUUAAACGUCUACAUCAAUGGCCAAUACGAACCUGUCAAGUCGAUAUGAAUUCUUCAUUGAUAUUUACGGGUAGUGACGAUCAUUCAAUAAAAGUCACACAUGUUUCCAAUGGUUCUUUAUUGCACACUCUACACAAACAUCAAGCACCUGUGAAUUGUCUUGCGAUCGAUCCUUAUCAUCCGACGACUUUGGUCAGUGGCUGUUUUCAAGGAAUGCUAUGUGUAUGGAAUAGUGAAAGUCUUGUUCAAAGUAAUGCUAAUGCGCAUCCAUCAUCGAUAAUAAUCGAUAUAAAUUUUUGUGGUCAUUCUUCGAAUAUCGUUAGUCUUGGUACAGAUAAGCGCUUAUGUAUUUGGACAUACAAAAGUCUUCAAUUACUUCAUGAAUUAACAGGCGUAACAUCCACAUGUUUUGCGAUUUAUCGUACAAAUUAUUUGUUUUAUACGCAAUUGAAUUCUCUUUUUAUAUCUGAUAUAUUCAAUUCGAGUAAAACAUCCACGCGACAAUUUCGAAUACCAUUUCUGAAUGAUCUAAAUAAAGACGAAAAUGAAAUGAAUAUUGACAAACUAACAUAUGCAUCUCAAAAUGAAACGUUAAUUUUACAAAAUUCGGAUAUUAUCUAUGCAAUGUAUUUACCCCAACGAUUAUUUCUUAUAACAUCAUCGACGUGUCGGUGGCACUCAUUCAAAUUUGUCAGUAUUGGUAUGACUAAUCCUGAAUUUACUCAUCAAAAUUAUUACUGGCCAGGAAGAUUGAUUCCGAACAUCGCUGACAAAGACGAUUGUCAGAUACUGUCUCUAAGCUCAACACCAAACCUUCCAACGUACGAUCAACUAAUUACUCCCUGCCCCCCAAAUAAUUAUUUAAAAUCAUCCGAUGCUAUUGUAACUGGUUUAUCAUCAUCGUACUCGUAUUCAUCGUCAGCAAAACAAAUCUCAUCCACAUCUCCAAUUUCAUUUCAACCAAUUCAUUUGUUAGUACCAGCUCAUACCCCGCCUUAUUCAUCGUCGAUGUCCAACUCAAUGAAUAUAACGCCACGAAAACGUAAACAACCGUCAAAUGAUUCUUCAACAUUCUUGACACCUUCAAUUCCUGCGAAACGAUCAGCACCAUUAACAAUGUUUUUUCCAAAACUAACGCCGCUCGAUAGUUCAGUUGUGAUGCAUCAGAACAAUAAUAGUAAACUCACUCAAGCUGAUUCUCCAUUCUCAAACUGUACAUCUAGUCAACAUCUUGAUCUUGAACAAGAACAAUUGACAAAUGAAAUUGAUAAAUUACGGUCUGCGAAAUUGGAAACUCAACGUCAAUAUGAAUCCACGAUGGAAACAAUAAAACGUUGUCUUCUAAUGACACGUUCAUUACUCGUAGAAAAAUCUCAGAUAGAAAAGAAACAAGCUCGACAUAAAGCAAUGGAAAAUCGACUACGUCUGGGUCAAUUUGUUACACAACGACAAGGAACUUCUUUCGUCGAACAAUGGGUUGAUGGAUCUGAUUUUGUCGAUAAACAACGUGCACAAGAACAGUUAGCGCGUGCAAAAGAAAAUCUUGAUAAAGAAAGAAAAAAUUUGAUUAAGAAGAAAGCUUUAAUUCAACAACAAAUGGCAGUAACAACGUCAACCACUGAUGAUAUGAAUCAGAUCCAUUUACAAGACUCAAUAUUCAUUCCACCAACUAAACCAAAACGAGCAAGUAAAGCUGCAACAAACAAAACAUUCACAAAUCAACAAAAACUUCAGUUUUCAUCCGAAAAUUCCAACGAUGGUCAUUUAUUCUAUUUCAAUGAUAAUCAUAUUCCUCACGACAGUGGAAAUUCCUCUUCAUCUUCAUCAUCUUCGUCAUUAGUGUCAAGUUCAUCAUCAUUGAUAAUGACAUUACAAGAUUGGUAUGAAUACGAUGAAGUUCUUCGUCUUCGACAAUUGACAUUAAAACGUGAAGAAUGCGAUUUAGCACAAGAUUUAGAAAAACUGGAUCGAGAAAGAAAUGUUCAUAUACGAGAAUUAAAACGCUUAUACAAUGAAGAUCAUUCAAGAUUUAAUCAAAAUAAUGUCCUUAAUGAACGUUACUUAUUGUUAACAUUAAUUGGUAAAGGCGGUUUCAGCGAAGUACAUCGUGCAUUCGACUUACGUGAACAACGUUAUGUUGCCUGUAAAAUUCAUCAACUGAAUAAAGAAUGGAAAGAUGAAAAAAAAGUCAAUUAUAUUAAACAUGCUUUGAGAGAAUAUAACAUUCAUAAACAUUUGGAACAUAAACGCAUCGUGAAAUUGUUUGAUGUUUUUGAAAUUGAUACAAAUUCAUUUUGUACAGUUUUGGAAUAUUGUGAUGGGAAUGAUUUGGAUUUCUUUCUCAAACAAAAUAAAACAAUUCCGGAAAAAGAAGCACGAUCAAUUAUCAUGCAAACGGUGAAUGCAUUGAGAUAUCUCAAUGUAGACAUUAAACCACCUGUGAUACAUUAUGAUUUAAAACCGGGAAAUGUUCUUUUAGGCACAGGAAGUCAAAGUGGUGAAGUUAAAAUUACUGAUUUCGGCUUAUCAAAACAAAUGCAUGAAGAUACAUUUGAUGCUGAUGAUGGAAUGGAUCUAACAUCACAAGGUGCCGGUACUUAUUGGUAUUUACCACCAGAAGUUUUUGUUCAAGGGCCAAAUCCUCCUAAGAUUUCAUCAAAAGUUGAUGUAUGGAGUGUUGGAUGUAUUUUUUAUCAAUGUUUAUAUGGUCGUAAACCUUAUGGUCAUAAUCUAUCUCAAGCGGCUAUUCUAGAGAAUCAGACAAUCUUAAACGCAAAAGAAGUACAAUUUCCUAAUCGACCACAAGUAUCAAAUGAAGCCAAAUUAUUCAUUCGAAGAUGUUUAACUUAUCAAGCACGUGAUCGUCCAGAUGUUUUACAACUAAGUGAAGAUGAAUAUUUAAGAUCGAACUCCAAACGUUCAACAGCAACAACAUCUUCACUCCUUUUUUGUCCCAAAUAA
Molecule: messenger RNA, 4620 nt
Organism: Adineta ricciae
Lineage: Eukaryota; Metazoa; Rotifera; Eurotatoria; Adinetida; Adinetidae
Source: the annotation of a GenBank genome assembly